AUGAGCGUCAUCUCGUCUUUGCAAGCACAGUCCUAUUCUAUCAUCACGAUGCGCGAGAUCGAUCCGCUCGUCCUUGAAUAUCAACAUGACAAACACCGACCCCGAGAAGCCGAAGCGCUUCGCAUGCUACAGAAAAUAGCUUCCCUCGUCAAACCUAUCAUGAGACAACGAAGCUGGAAAGUCGGCACAUUGUCUGAAUUCUAUCCAUCGCAACGAAACCUUCUAGGAUUGAAUAUUAAUGCGGGCCAGAAGAUAUGUUUGCGGCUAAGAUACCCGAGUGACGAGCGCCAGUUCCUGCCUUUGGAGCAGGUUGUUGAUACCAUGUUACAUGAAUUAUGUCAUAUUGUGCAUGGACCACAUAACCGUGACUUCCAUGCAUUGUGGAAUCAGCUUCGCGACGAACAUGAAGAGCUCGUCAUCAAAGGUUACACGGGAGAAGGGUUCCUCUCCCAAGGUAAACGACUCGGAGGCCGCCAAAUACCGCUCGACGAAGCAAGGCGGUUGGCCCGCGUUGCAGCUGAGAAGCGGCGAACACUAUCAGCUGGUUCCGGACAGAAGCUAGGUGGCGCACCGCUAUUGAGAGGAUCGGAUGUACGAAAAGUAAUUGCAGAUGCCGCGCAACGACGUAUUGACGUCACCAAUGGAUGCGCCUCGGGCUCCAACGACAGCGAGAAACUAGCGGAUGAAGCUUCUCGGAAUAGCUUCCGUACAAAAGCUGAAGAGGAUGAUGCCAACGAGCGAGCUAUUAUGCAAGCAUAUAUUGAGAUGAUACAGGAGGAUGAGAAGGAAAAAUAUGGUUCCUCGUAUGUUCCUCCUAGUCAGGCGAAUCCUGCUGGUCCAAGAGGGAAGAAGGUCUAUCCAACUAAAUUGAGAGCACCGCCUGUGCCUACACAUACGAAGCCUAUCAGGCGCUUUGCAAGCUCGGGGACGUUGUCUAGCGCGUUUGGCUCUGCAGAUCAAAGCGCUGAGAAUAUCGUCGCAGAUGAUGACAUAUCAUGGAACUGUCUAAUCUGUACACUCCAGAACCCGCCGGCCUACCUCUGUUGUGACGCAUGUGGAACAGAACGCUCUGCACAGUCAGUAACAGCCCAGUCACGACUUGUUGCAGCUGCUGAAAACCCUCCAUCCAAGCGAGCAACCUCAAAGCCGCGAAGUCGUUUGGCCUCCGAAGUGAUUACCGGAGGCGAUGCUGGUCGAGUAGUAUCCUUCAAAGGUGAUACAUCUGAGAGAAUUACGAGUCUGGAUCAAAAUAGAGCCAAGAAGCCACUUGGAUGGUUAUGCCAUAUGUGUGGUGCAUUUAUGGAGACUGAGUGGUGGACGUGUUCCGCUUGCGGGACGAUGAAGACUGCUUCCUGA
This is a messenger RNA of Talaromyces amestolkiae, 1356 nucleotides long. RefSeq lists its product as uncharacterized. The record is from RefSeq and is a predicted model, not a curated record. Bases 1 to 1356 code for a protein of 451 amino acids. Lineage: Eukaryota; Fungi; Ascomycota; Eurotiomycetes; Eurotiales; Trichocomaceae. The transcript is spliced from 2 exons.